AUGGAAGGUCGUUGGUCACAUACCUGUCAUACUCCUAAACAUUUGGUAGAUCUGUACCAAGCCUCCAUAAAAGAAAAGCGAAAGGGAAUUGAAACAAACUUUGUUGAUCAUAAUGAUCUUGAAGAUCCCAUGAAUUAUCUUGACCUUUCAAAUGGAGUGGAUAUGACUCAUCUUGAUGUCUCUGAUUUCUUUGAGGAUGUUCGAGACAUCUCUGGGUCAUUCCGCUGGGCCCCAUUUCUUGCUUUGCAAACAUCCUACUCAUUUCUUACUAUGCUCUUGCUGCUUUCGAAGUAUAAAAAGAAAAGUGUUCCUGUGGUUGAUUUGGGUGAAGGUAAAAUUGAAAACAUCAUCAGACAAUCUGCUGUCAUUCAUAUGCUAGCAGAAUGUGCUGGACUUCAGUGGUUUGAAAGUUGGGGUACCAAGAGAUUAUCUGAGCUUGGACUUCCUGUGAUGACACCAAAUCGUAUUAUCAAGGUCCAUGAGGAUGAACCGGUGCUCCAGGCAUUUAAGCUGAUGAGGAAAAAGAGGAUUGGAGGGAUUCCUGUUAUUGAAAAGGGUAGUAGCAGGGCAGUGGGUAAUAUAAGCUUAAGAGAUGUUCAAUUCUUGCUAACUGCUCCAGAAAUCUACCAUGAUUAUAGAUCUAUCACGGCAAAGAACUUCCCGACAGCUGUUAGAAGCUACUUAGAGAAAAAUCAUGAGAACUGCCCAUUAGUGACAGGCAUGAUCACGUGCAAAAGGGACCACACAAUGAAAGAAUUGAUUCAGCUGCUUGAUUCUAAGAAGAUUCACCGGAUAUAUGUAGUCGAUAAUGAUGGGAGUCUGGAGGGAGUUAUCACACUGAGCGACAUCAUCUCAAAGCUAGUACAUGAGCCCCGUGGCUACUUUGACGAUUUCUUUGAUAGUGUUCUGCCACUGCCCCAAAACAGCAGGGUUUAA
This is a messenger RNA of Quercus robur (English oak), 936 nucleotides long. RefSeq names its product SNF1-related protein kinase regulatory subunit gamma-1-like. The transcript is spliced from 4 exons. Bases 1 to 936 code for a protein of 311 amino acids. The record is from RefSeq and is a predicted model, not a curated record. NCBI's taxonomy places the organism in Eukaryota, Viridiplantae, Streptophyta, Magnoliopsida, Fagales, Fagaceae.